AUGGGCCGGGGGUCGGGCCCGGGGGAUGCGGGGGGUUCGGGGUCCCGGGGGUCCCGGGGGGUCCGGGGCGGGGGUCUCCGGGCGCUGCUGGGGGCUCUGUCUGCGGCGGCGGCGGCGCUGGGCUCUCUGGGCUGGGGCUACAACCUGGGCCCGGACCAGACCCUGCUCUUCCAGGGCCCCCCCGACUCCUUCUUCGGCUACGCCGUCCUCCAGCACGUCCACGACAACACGCGCUGGGUCCUGGUGGGAGCACCCAAGGCGGACUCCAAGUACAGCACCCUGGUCAAGUCACCUGGAGCCGUCUUUAAAUGCCGCGUGCACACCAACCCAGACAGGAGGUGCACCGAGCUGGAUAUGGCCCGAGGGAAGAGCCGGGGCAGUCUCUGUGGAAAGACCUGCAAAGAGGACCGAGAUGACGAGUGGAUGGGGGUGAGCCUGGCAAGGCAGCCCAAAGCCGAUGGCCGCGUGUUGGCCUGUGCCCAUCGCUGGAAGAACAUCUACUAUGAGACGGAUCACAUCCUCCCUCACGGCUUCUGCUACAUCAUCCCCUCCAAUCUCCAAGCCAACGGCAGGACCCUGAUUCCAUGCUACGAAGAGUACAAGAAGAAGUACGGAGAGGAGCAUGGCUCCUGUCAGGCUGGCAUAGCCGGCGUCUUCACUGAGGAGCUGGUGAUUAUGGGAGCUCCCGGCUCCUUCUACUGGGCCGGAACGGUCAAAGUGCUGAACCUCACCGACAACACCUAUUUCAAGCUGAAUGACGAAGCUGUGAACCGGCGCUACACUUACCUGGGCUACGCCGUGACCGCGGGACAUUUCUCCCAUCCGACUGCCACCGACGUGGUAGGAGGAGCUCCCCAGGAUGAAGGCAUCGGGAAGGUCUACAUUUUCCGAACCGACAGGCGAUCCGGAUCCUUAAUCAAGAUUUUCCAAGCAUCGGGAAAGAAGAUGGGCUCUUACUUUGGCUCCUCCUUAUGUGCAGUUGAUCUGAAUUCUGACGGUCUGUCAGACCUGCUGGUCGGCGCGCCCAUGUUUUCGGAGAUCAGGGAUGAGGGGCAAGUUACGGUCUACCUCAGCAGAGGCAACGGUGUCCUGGAGGAGCAGCCGGCCCUGAAUGGCGACAACGCUUACAACGCCCACUUUGGCGAGAGCAUAGCCAGCCUGGGGGACAUGGAUGAUGACGGCUUCCCAGAUGUCGCCAUUGGAGCUCCUAAGGAAGAUGAGUACGUGGGAGCGGUUUAUAUCUACCAUGGAGACUGGAAUGGGAUCGUCCCGCAGUAUUCUAUGAAACUGUCUGGGCGAAGGAUAAGUCCAACGCUCCAGAUGUUUGGGCAGGCCAUCUCGGGGGGCAUCGAUAUGGAUGGAAAUGGUUACCCGGAUGUGACCAUCGGGGCCUUCAUGUCGGACAGCGUGGUUCUUCUAAGGGCCAGGCCGGUGGUUACCGUGGACAUCUCCAUCUUCCUUCCGGCCUCCAUCAACAUCACCGCUCCCCAGUGCCAUGAUGGCCAGCAGCCAGUGAACUGCCUCAACGUGACCACCUGCUUCCGCUUCCAUGGCAAGCACGUGCCCGGAGAGAUAGGCCUGAGUUAUGCCCUGACAGCCGACGUGGACAAAGAGAAGCCCCGGGUGUAUUUCGUGUCCUCGGGAGAAGCUCUGGGUCAGUUGUCGGAGAAGCUGCAGCUCUCAGUCAUGGAGGAGAAGUGCCGACACUACCAAGCCCACGUCAAGCGAAGGGUCAAAGAUGUGAUCGAUCCAAUCGUGUUCGAAGUCGCCUAUAGCCUCGAGGAGCACGUGGUCGGAAAGGAGGAGAAGGAAUUACCGGCUCUUCAACCCGUCCUCCGCUGGAAGAAGGGGCAGAAGAUAGCACAGAGGAACCAGACGGUUUUUGAGAGGAACUGUCAAUCGGACGACUGUGCAGCAGAUCUGAAACUUCAGGGCAAACUGCUGCACUCCAGCAUGGAUGAGAAAAACCCUUAUCUGGCAUUGGGAGCUGUCAAGAACAUUUCCCUCAACAUCUCCGUCUCCAACCUUGGAGAUGAUGCCUACGACACCAAUGUGUCCUUCAAUGUUUCCCGGGAACUCUUCUUCAUCAACAUGUGGCAGAAGGAGGAGAUGGGCAUUUCCUGUGAGCUGCUCGAGUCGGACUUCCUCAAGUGCAGCGUGGGCUUUCCCUUCAUGAGAUCCAAGUCUAAGUAUGAGUUCAGCGUGAUCUUCGAUACAAGUCACCUAUCAGGGGAAGAGGAAACGCUGAAAUUUCUUGUUACCGCUCAAAGUGGCAAUAUCGAGCGGGCUGGAGCCCUCCAUGAUAACACACUCACCCUCUCCGUGCCUCUGGUGCAUGAAGUAGAUUCGUCCAUCACUGGGACGAUGUUCCCCACCUCCUUCGUGUACGGUGACUCAGUGGAGCCAUCCAACUUUGUUCAGCAGGAAGACAUGGAAUGCCAUUUUCAGCCACUCAACAUCUCUCUCCAGGUUUAUAACGCUGGACCCAGCACUCUUCCUAGGUCUGUGGUCAGCAUAUCUUUCCCUAACCGCCUUUCUGCCACUGGAGCUGAGAUCUUUCAUAUUCAGGAGAUGAUGGUUGGUCACGAGGGAGGAAACUGCUCUUUCCAGAAAAAUCCAACCCCCUGCGUCAUCCCUCAGGACCAAGAAAACAUCUUCCACACCAUCUUUGCCUUCUUCACCAAGUCUGGGAGAAAAGUCUUGGACUGCGAAAAGCCGGAAACCCCCUGCCUCACCCUGCACUGUAACCUGAGCGCUCUAGCGAAGGAAGAGACCCGCCCUGUGGCUGUCUACAUGCUGCUGAACACGGAGAUAUUAAAGAAGGACAGUUCGUCAGUCAUCCAGUUUGUGACCAGAGCCAAGGUGAAGGUGGACCCGGCCCUUCGGGUGGUGGAAGUAACCCGGGGGAACCCAGAAGAGGUGUCGGUGGUCUUUGAGGCGCUACACAAUCUGGAGCCCCGUGGCUAUGUCGUCGGCUGGAUCAUCGCCAUCAGCCUGCUGGUGGGGAUUCUCAUCUUCCUGCUCUUAGCCGUGCUCCUCUGGAAGAUGGGCUUCUUUCGCCGGAGGUACAAAGAGAUCAUCGAGGCCGAGAAGAACCGGAAGGAACAUGAAGAUGACUGGGACUGGAUCCAGAAAAAUCAGUGACAACGCCGGCCCCUGGACAUGGAGCCUCCUGCCCUAACUUGCCUGUGGUCCCGCUCCUUGUAUCUUCCAUAUGUGGAAGAAAAAAAAAAAUCUUCUCCAGAUUUUUCGGAGACCCACUGAAGCCUUCUCCUCCCCACACCUCCCCCGCCCGACCCACAAUCCGACCUCGCGAGGGAGAGAGGCCCGAGGCAGCCCCGAAGCCGUGAGCGCACGGUGAACUCUGAUCUUGGGUAACCCGGCUGCCAUGUUGAGCAAUAUUUAUGAAUCCAACUUAUGUGGUGGGACCCUCAGGGGUAAAGUCUUUCCUGAAAGUAUUUUUAUAAACAUCUUCCUUUUAUACCGAUCAUGUCUUUAUAUUUGUAGCGACGUUUUAUCAUUUCAAUUAAAUAGCUCUAUAGUUCACUCAAGCACUGAUAUGUGGCUAAAACCUUGGAAAUACACCUGUGUAUGUACGUGUGUGUGUAUAUAAAUACAUAUAUAUAAAUAUAUAUAUAUAUAUAAAUAAACCUAUUGUACUUUUGAACUGUAGCAUCGAAAAGAAUCAAAUGAAAGGAGCUGAAGAAACCUCACAAGGUGAAAUCCACUGGGCACGGCAGCUCUGUUUCUGAUCCGAGAGAAAGAAGACGGGUUACGGCCGAGAUCGUUUCUGAGCCGCGUGCUAAGGAAGCAGGGUGCCGCUCCUAGUCUCCUUCUUCAAAUGAAGAUGCUGUCCACACUGCAGAAUGUCUUACCCAGCAGGACCACAUCUCUUCAACAGCCAGCGUCAAAUGAAAUUAUGCGUGAGGGCCGAGCUUUGGACAUUCACGUUUAAACCGACCCCAGCGUGAAAUCCUCUGACCAGAUUAGAGCCACUCAUCGUUACAAAGCCUUGCCCUCCAUGUAACCCAAACAAGUCCUCAGAUUGAUACCCCCUGAGACGGGAGAGCCACCCCCUUCACGAAUGUGGUGAUAGUAGCCUGGGAAGGCCCGGUCUAGGACAGAGACUGCUCUCUUCCUCAAUCGAUCAAUCAACGGUAUUUAUUGAGCACUUACUAUGUGCAGAGCACUGUACUAAGUGCUUGGAAGAGCACAAUACAACAAAAUUAGCCGAGAUAUUCCCUGCCCACAACGACCUUACAGUCUAGAGGGACCUCGUUGUUGAGAUCUCGGCUAGUGGCAGUGAAUGAUUGAUUUCAAAACCGGGCCAUUUUGUCCAUCCUGUGAUUCUGCUUUUGCAGUGAAAUUCAGGCUCCUCGGGUCAUGGCAGAACUCGGUGGCAGAGCCAGUGGUUGGGUCUUUAACCUCCAGGGUCGACGAUUAAAAGGAAUACUAGAUGGCAGCCACCAUCCAGUUCUACACUCCAAUCUUUCCUGACACUACAAAAAGGACCCCACUCCAAUAUACACCCUAUCCACAGGAGGAAAGAAGGCAGUGGGGGCCAGAAGGAGCUGCAGAAGAAUCAGAAACAGAGCUAUUGAAUGAUCUCUGAACACUGAAGGGAAGACGCACGCUCUAUAGGCAAUGGAGAGGAUUCUGAGCAGCAUUUCUUACACCCAGGGCUGCUGUUUUGAAAGAGCACAACAUCCCAAAUCCACUGCGUGGCAACCUGUUUCCUGGAAUGAGGGAGUCCUGACACCUCUUCGGCAUUAUGAGGAUCUUCACCUUGAUAAUGGAGAGUUUGCUUAUUCUUCUUUCCUGUUGAGCAAACCUUAGGAGAAGUAACCAGAAACAGCCGGGAGUGAACUGGACUCACCUACAGUAAUUCAGUUGGUAAUUGAAAUUCCUUUUAUUAGCCAAACUGGUGGGAAAUUGGCCCACUUGGUCAAAAGACAAAAUGAGAGGCAAUAGUAGAAAGGACCCACUCCUCCAAGCGUAGCCUACCCCCCAGCCAUUUCUUCCUAAAAGAGCAUGAGGCCAAUGGGUAAGUGGUCUUUGCACUAAUUUGGAUCCUGGCAGCAACUGGGUUCCGAGACUCUUGGUUAUUCAGAGGAAAGAGUAAAGGCCAAAGAUAAUCGUGAGUUCUUGCCUCAUGAAGUAUGACUGGGUUCCAAGACUCUGGGUUAUUCAGAGGAAAGAGAAAAGGCCAUAGAGAAUCGUGAGCUCUCGCUUAAUGAAGAACAAAUUAUUGAAUUAUUGCAACAACUCGGAGCAGACCAUUUCACCAGAUGCGUGGCCCGUUUGCCCACCUACAGAGAUGCUUGCGAUUGGAAUUCCCAAUCUGCGGUUGCCAUGGGAGUUCAGCCAACCCCAGUGGGAUGGAUCGUAGGAUUUCCCCAUCCCUGGUGUCCCCGAAAAUCUCCCAGCACUGGCCACCCGAGGAAUGAGGCCCCCAGCAAGGUCUGCUUUGGGGUGUUCUGAAAGUUGCGGUAUUUUUGGCUAAUGGAAAUGUCAGCCGUUUUGUUUGUAUAUCCUGCAGGAAGUUGUAUAAACGGAACUGUGUAGAGAGACCAGACCCCACUCUAAAUGGGAAAUCACAGUGCCUUUUGAUUAGGGUGAUUCUCCAAGACUUCCACAGACUUCAAGCCGCCUCAGUGAAAAGCCCCUUAAGUCCCUAAGUACUGUCUGGAUCAGCAGGGAUGAGGCCAGCUGUUUGGUCUGAUUUUAUCCUGGCCACAUGCAUUGAUAGCUUUACAAAGGGAGUUCUACAGGAAACUGCACUCGUCCCAUCGCGGCGUCUUGGAGUUCUAGAAAGCUUCAGACUCGUGGAGCUCUCACUUCUCAAGUUUCCGGGAAGGGCAGAGAUGAGCGGGGUCUGUUCUUCUCCAAGGAAAGGAGGGGAAUAUGUCACCUGAAAGGCUUGGGGUCUUAACUAUAUGUUAACCUGGACCCUGUGUUGGAUUGGGAUAAUGGAAGGAGAGAGAAAGAGAGAGAGAGAGAGAGAGUGCAGUGCAGAUGGUAGAAGCCUUGUGAGACCCACCAAGUUUAGUGGGGGGGGGGGGCAUAUUCUUUCUAGGAGCAUCAAACAUGUUACAUUUCUGUCCCCAGCUGGUGUUAGAAGUGGCUAGGAUCCAUCCGGAAGAGUGUCCAUGUGUAAAGGGUUAUCUGCCUUAUUUAAACUCAGUAUGUGACUCUGGAAAGAAUGAGUUCUAAAGCAAAGGAUUCAGGGCUUAAGGGAGAAGCAAGAAGCUUUCCUUAUUGAAUGUCCAAUGUCUGAAGAAUUCUGGAGCCCUACUAGCCUCUCUUGAAUAUUUUCUGUGUCACAGCACAUUUUGGGGAAUCUUGCACAACUUUUCCAGCUUAACAUAUAUAUGGCUCUGGGUGUUAGAACUCUGAUUUUGCUUAUGGUUUAAGAAAACCGAAAUGUAUGUGUUUUCACUGGUGCAACGACUGUAGAUGCUUUAAGGCAUGAUUUGUAUUGUGUAACAGGGCACAAAACCCACUCGGUUUUUCUCUUCUUCACUAGUGUCGCUCAAGUACAAUAAGUGUGUAGAUUUCCUUCAGGAACUUCCGCGGCGUGGGAAUCCCCUCCUACGUUGCCACUGUUGGGAAUCUCUGUGGCUGCCUGUUUUUUCAUUCACUCGCACUGUCUUGGAAAUGUCAGGUUUACAAAGAUCUGUUUGGAAUUAAAAAAUGGCUGUAGACAAUUA
Messenger RNA from Ornithorhynchus anatinus (platypus), 6710 nucleotides. It is a transcript of the gene ITGA9, whose product is annotated as integrin subunit alpha 9. Lineage: Eukaryota; Metazoa; Chordata; Mammalia; Monotremata; Ornithorhynchidae. The coding region runs from base 1 to 3144 and encodes 1047 amino acids. The transcript has 28 exons. Gene Ontology annotation, cellular component: external side of plasma membrane; integrin complex. The record is from RefSeq and is a predicted model, not a curated record. Gene Ontology annotation, biological process: integrin-mediated signaling pathway; cell adhesion mediated by integrin; cell-matrix adhesion. Gene Ontology annotation, molecular function: integrin binding.